GCAAAAAAAUAUCGAAAUACUAUACGCAAUUGAAUAAAAUUUUUGAUUGGACGCAACAGUCGUUGCGUUACCAAACAAAAUGGCUGAAGCGGAAGGAGGCUCCGAGCAGGAUGAUGUUUCAUUCCUGAGAACGGAAGAUAUGGUCACGCUCUCCUGCACAGCCACGGGAGAGCGUGUCUGCUUGGCCGCCGAGGGAUUUGGUAACCGGCAUUGUUUUCUCGAAAAUAUUGCCGAUAAGAAUGUGCCGCCCGACUUGUCCCAAUGCGUUUUUGUCAUUGAGCAAGCUCUGUCCGUGCGUGCCCUGCAGGAGCUGGUGACAGCAGCUGGAUCCGAAACUGAUAGUCAAGUUGGCAAAGGCACUGGAUCUGGCCAUAGAACAUUACUCUACGGCAAUGCCAUUCUCUUGCGGCAUCACAACAGCGACAUGUACUUGGCUUGUCUGUCCACAUCCUCUUCGAAUGAUAAGCUGUCGUUCGAUGUGGGUCUGCAGGAGCAUAGCCAGGGCGAGGCCUGCUGGUGGACCGUGCAUCCGGCGAGCAAACAGCGCUCAGAAGGUGAAAAAGUGCGUGUUGGUGACGACUUGAUUCUGGUGUCUGUGGCCACGGAACGUUAUCUGCAUACAACCAAGGAGAAUGAGCAAUCUAUUGUGAAUGCCAGCUUUCAUGUAACGCACUGGUCCGUGCAACCCUACGGCACGGGCAUAUCUCGCAUGAAGUACGUCGGCUAUGUGUUCGGCGGAGAUGUCUUGCGUUUCUUUCACGGCGGCGACGAAUGCCUGACCAUACCCAGCACCUGGGGCCGUGAAGCAGGUCAAAAUAUUGUUAUAUACGAGGGCGGCGUGGUCAUGGCGCAGGCUCGUUCGCUGUGGCGUCUGGAGUUGGCACGCACCAAGUGGACGGGUGGCUUUAUCAACUGGUACCAUCCCAUGCGUAUACGUCACAUAACCACGGGACGCUAUUUGGGCGUCAACGAAAGCAACGAGCUGAUUCUGGUUAAGAAGGAGGAGGCAUCGAUUGCAACGACGACUUUCUGCCUGCGGCAAGAAAAAGACGACGAAAAGAAAGUGCUCGAGGACAAAGACUUGGAAGUAAUCGGUUCGCCGAUCAUCAAAUACGGUGACACCACCGUCAUUGUGCAACAUUGCGAGUCCAGUUUGUGGCUCAGUUACAAGAGCUACGAGACGAAGAAGAAGGGCGUGGGUAAAGUGGAGGAGAAGCAGGCCAUCUUGCAUGAGGAAGGCAAAAUGGAUGAUUGCCUUGACUUUUCACGCUCCCAGGAGGAGGAAUCCAAAACAGCGCGUGUCAUACGCAAGUGCAGCAGCCUCUUCACACAGUUUAUAACUGCUUUGGAAACGCUGCAGUCCAAUCGACGACAUUCAAUAUUUUUCCAAAAAGUAAAUCUCAACGAGAUGGUUAUGUGCCUGGAGGAUCUGAUUAACUACUUCUCACAGCCAGAAGAUGAUAUGGAACACGAGGAGAAACAAAAUCGUUUUCGUGCCUUGCGCAAUCGACAGGAUCUGUUUCAAGAGGAGGGCGUGCUGAAUCUUAUACUCGAGGCCAUUGACAAAAUCAACAUUAUCACCUCACAGGGUUUCCUGGCCAGCUUUUUGGCCGGCGAUGAAACAGGCCAAAGCUGGGAUCUUAUCUCCACAUAUCUGUAUCAACUACUAGCGGCCAUCAUCAAGGGAAAUCACACCAAUUGCGCGCAGUUUGCCAAUAGCAAUCGUUUGAACUGGCUGUUCUCUCGCCUGGGCUCGCAGGCUUCCAGCGAAGGCUCCGGCAUGUUGGAUGUGCUGCACUGUGUGCUGAUUGACUCGCCCGAGGCGUUGAACAUGAUGCGUGAUGAGCAUAUUAAAGUUAUUAUAUCGCUGCUGGAGAAGCAUGGACGUGAUCCCAAGGUGUUGGAUGUGCUGUGCUCACUGUGCGUGGGUAACGGCGUCGCUGUGCGCUCCUCGCAGAACAACAUUUGUGACUUUUUGCUGCCUGGCAAGAAUCUGCUGCUGCAAACACUGUUGGUGGAUCACGUCGCUAGCAUACGGCCCAAUAUAUUUGUGGGACGUGUCGAGGGUUCGUCUAUGUACCAGAAGUGGUACUUUGAGGUGACCAUGGAUCACAUUGAGCAGACUACGCAUAUUAUGCCGCAUUUGCGCAUAGGCUGGGCUAAUACUUCAGGCUAUGUGCCCUAUCCUGGUGGCGGCAAGAAGUGGGGCGGCAACGGCGUCGGUGACGAUCUCUAUUCGUUUGGCUUUGAUGGCGCUUUUCUAUGGACAGGCGGACGCAAAUCGCUUGUGGUGGACUCGCUGCCCGAAGAGCCAUAUAUAAGAAAAGGCGAUGUAAUUGGCGUGGCCAUCGAUCUUUCCGUGCCCGUUAUUACCUUUACCUUCAAUGGUGCCAGAGUGCGCGGCUGCUUUAGGGACUUCAAUCUGGACGGCAUGUUCUUCCCAGUGAUGAGCUGCUCCUCAAAGCUAAGUUGUCGCUUCUUAUUUGGCGGCGAUCAUGGUCGCCUGAAGUACGCGCCACCCAUGGGCUUUUCAGCGCUGGUGCAGUGCCUCAUGCCACAUCAAAUUCUAAGCUUGGAUCCGUGCUUUUACUUUGGCAAUCUGAGCAAGAACGUGCUCGCAGGUCCUUGGCUAAUAGAGGAUGAUACUGCCUUUGUACCCAAACCAGUGGACACCUCAGGCGUUUCGCUGCCCAGCUCUGUGGAUCAGAUUAAGGAGAAACUGGCCGAGAAUAUACACGAAAUGUGGGCUUUGAAUAAAAUCGAAGCCGGCUGGUCAUGGGGCGAGCAUAGAGAAGACUAUCAUCGCAUACAUCCUUGCCUGACGCAGUUCGAGAAGCUGCCGGCGGCAGAGAAGCGCUACGACAAUCAACUAGCAGUUCAGACACUCAAGACAAUCAUUGCUUUGGGCUAUUAUAUUACGAUGGACAAGCCGCCAGCACGCAUACGCCCCGUGCGCUUGCCGAAUGAAAUCUUUAUGCAGGGCAAUGGCUACAAGCCAGCACCGCUGGAUCUUAGCGCUGUCACACUUACACCCAAGCUGGAGGAGCUGGUGGAUCAGCUGGCAGAGAACACGCACAAUCUGUGGGCACGCGAGCGCAUACAACAAGGCUGGACUUAUGGUCUGAAUGAGGACUCGGAGAAUCAUCGCAGUCCGCAUCUGGUGCCCUACGGCAAGGUAGAUGAAGCUAUCAAGAAGGCCAAUCGAGACACUGCCUCGGAGACAGUGCGCACGCUCCUGGUCUACGGCUACGUGCUGGAUCCACCUACGGGAGAGGGCACUGAGGCGUUGCUGGCUGAGGCGCAGCGCUUGAAGUUCGCUGCUUUCCGCACUUAUCGCGUGGAGCGCAACUAUGCAGUUACCUCGGGCAAAUGGUACUUUGAGUUUGAGGUGCUGACCGCGGGACCUAUGCGCGUGGGUUGGGCGCGUGCUGAUUGCUAUCCGGGCGCUAUGUUGGGCAGCGAGGAUACCAGCUGGGCAUUUGAUGGACAUAAUGAAGAGAAAGUCUAUGGUGGCAACAGUGAAUCCUUUGGUAAACAGUGUGGACCAGGGGAUAUAGUUGGCGUCUUUUUAGAUCUAGCCGAUCAUACAAUUAGUUUCUCACUGAAUGGUGAGCUUUUAAUGGACGCUCUGGGCGGUGAGACAACCUUUGCUGAUGUGACAGCCGAAGGCGUGGGCUUUGUGCCCGCCUGCACUUUGGGCGUGGGACAAAAGGCGCGUUUGAUUUAUGGCCAGGAUGUGGACUCGCUCAAGUUCUUUACCACCUGUGGUCUACAAGAAGGCUACGAGCCGUUCUGUGUCAACAUGCGUCGUCCCGUUACGCAUUGGUAUACCAAGGAUCAGCCUAUAUUUGAGAACACCGAGGAGAUGCCAGACUGUCGCAUUGAUGUAACUCGCAUACCUGGUGGCGCGGAUUCGCCACCGCAUUUGAAAAUUGCGCACAAUACGUUCGAGACUAUGGAGAAGGCGAAUUGGGAAUUCUUGCGUCUUUCCCUGCCUGUCACCUGCAUGGGUGAGUUCAUCAGUGAACAGGAAAAGGCGAGACGCUGGGAAGAGAUCAAAAUUCGUCAAUAUCGUCUAAUGCGUGAGGCACAGGAAGCAGCUGCCCAGCUGCAGUCUCAAGCGCAAGCAGCGCAAAUGGAUCACAUGCUCAAGGGUGGCUUCAAUAUGAAUGACAUCAAGGGUCUAACACGCAAUUUCGAUGAUCAUGCCGAUGCGGAAGCAGAUCAUAUGAUGCGUGGACCUUCGCGUCCACCACGCAAAGGUUCACUUACACGCAAUAUUACCUUUGAAUCGGAUAUGACAGCUGCGCUCGAUGAAAUGCAACGCUCAUCUUCAGUGCUGGACAUGAAUGGCAUGGGCGAUGACUUGGAUGACAAGAAGAAACGCGGACGCAGUCCAUUCAAGUUCUUCUCCAAGAAGUCGCGCGAUCAGAGUCGCGAAAAAUCAGCAGCCAGAACUGCGGACAACUCGCUGGAACGCAGAAAUACAGUGGCGCAUGGCAGGAAUGUGGUUAAUCAGCAGAUGACCACCAGAACGCCAACAUUGCGCUUGAAUAAUGUGGAAAUGCCGCCCAGUCCAGUGCCAUCGGGACCAAAGCAGCUGAGCUCUUCUAAUUUGGGACAGCCAAACGUUGAAUCAUCGGGCAAUGAAAUGUUCGAUGCCGAGUGCCUUAAGCUCAUCAACGAAUACUUUUAUGGUGUGCGCAUAUUCCCUGGCCAGGAUCCCACGCAUGUUUAUGUGGGCUGGGUCACCACACAAUAUCAUCUGCACAGUCGCGAGUUCAACAAGAGCAAAGUGCGUCGCGGCUCCGUUUACAUAGAAGAUUACUAUGAGGUGCCCAUAGAGCGCAUCGAUCGCCAGAGUUGUUAUGUAGUGCGCGCCGAUGAGCUGUUCAAUGAGGUGACGCAGGAUGCCUCCGGCAAGGGCGCCUCACAGGGCAUGUUUGUGGGCUGCUUUGUGGACACAGCCACUGGCAUAAUACGCUUCACUUGCGAGGGCAAGGACACAUCGCAUCGUUGGAUGAUGGAGCCAGACACCAAGCUGUUCCCAGCUAUUUUUGUGGAAGCUACCAGCAAGGAGAUACUACAAAUCGAAUUGGGACGCACGCCCACUACAUUGCCGCUGUCUGCUGCCGUGCUGCCCACCAGCGACAAGCAUAUCAAUCCACAGUCACCGCCACGCUUGAAGGUGCAGUGUCUGCGUCCGCAUCAGUGGGCACGUGUGCCCAACACAUCGCUGCAGGUGCAUGCGCUUAAGCUGUCCGACAUACGCGGCUGGUCCAUGCUCUGCGAAGAUCCCGUCUCCAUGCUAGCGCUACACAUACCCGAGGAGGAUCGCUGCAUUGAUAUAUUGGAGUUAAUCGAAAUGGACAAACUGCUGUCCUUCCAUGCACACACACUCACGCUCUAUGCCGCGCUGUGCUAUCAAUCCAACUAUCGUGCUGCUCAUGCGCUUUGCCAGCAUGUAGACCAGAAGCAGCUGCUCUAUGCCAUACGCUCGGAGUAUAUGAGUGGUCCACUGCGUCAGGGCUUCUAUGAUCUGCUCAUAGCUUUACAUUUGGAGUCACAUGCCACCACCAUGGAGGUGUGCAAGAACGAAUAUAUUACGCCCCUGGGCGCUGAGCUAAAGGAGCUCUAUGCCGAGGAUGAGAUGCGUCACUCGCUGCGAUCUCUGGUUACAGAAUCGGUUCGUCCCCAGCUGCGCAUGACCGAAAUCACACCCCCUGUGAUUGCAACAUCUAGUAUGCCAAGUGUUUCCAGCGAACCGAUACCCAACAUCGAUCAGUUGUACUCCCCGAAGUUCCCAUUAGAAGUAGUCAGAGAAUUCGUUAUGGAGGCAGUUAAGGAUGCUGUGGAAAUCAAUCAAGUGCACAACCGUGAUCCCAUCGGUUGGACCAAUGAGAAUUUGUUUUUACCUUUAAUAAAGCUUACGGACCGCCUUUUGUUGGUGGGCGUGCUCACCGACGAAGAUGUGCAGAAACUAUUGGUAAUGGUGGAUCCAGAAACGUGGGAUCCCACAUUCGAUAGAGAGAGCAAGGACGAACAUCGCAAGGGUUUGCUUACUAUGAAAAUGGCCGAGGGCGCCAAGCUACAAAUGUGUUAUCUAUUGCAUCAUCUUUACGACACUCAACUGCGUCAUAGAGUGGAGAGCAUUAUUGCCUUUUCGCAUGACUUUGUGGGCGACUUGCAAACCGAUCAGUUGCGACGUUAUAUUGAGAUUAAACAAUCUGAUUUACCAAGUGCUGUGGCGGCCAAAAAGACCAAGGAGUUCCGCUGUCCACCCAGGGAACAAAUGAAUCAAAUUUUAUGCUUUAAGAAUCUUGAGCCUGACGAUCAGGACAAUUGCACAUGCGGCCUUGAUUUACGUAGUCGCUUGAGCGAGUUCCAUGAUUUAUUAAUGCAAAAGGUCUCGUUGAAUGCACUACAAGAGCCAGAUGGUACUGAGAGCAAUACGAUUGAAGAGAUUAAAACGGGUCCCAUAACCAAGAUAUAUAACUUUAUAAACACCGUUAAAGAGCUUGAGGAGGGACCCAAAGAAGUGGAGGAGCCUGAGAAGAAAACACCUGAGGAAAUCUUCCGUAAAGUCUUAAUCAAAACCAUAGUUAGCUGGGCUGAGGAAUCACAAAUUGAGAAUCCGAAAUUAGUGCGAGAAAUGUUCAGCUUACUGGUGCGACAAUACGAUACAGUGGGCGAGCUGGUACGUGCGCUGGAGAAGACCUAUGUGAUCAACAGUAGAGCACGCGAUGAUGUGGCCGAAAUGUGGGUGGGCUUAAGUCAAAUACGCGCCCUGCUUCCGGUGCAAAUGAGCCAGGAAGAGGAGGAGCUAAUGCGUAAGCGUUUGUGGAAAUUGGUGAACAAUGCCACCUUCUUCCAACAUCCCGACUUGAUACGCAUACUGCGUGUGCACGAGAACGUUAUGGCCGUGAUGAUGAACACCUUGGGCCGUCGUGCGCAGGCGCAGAGCGAUGCACCCACCCAGACGGAGGGCGCUGAGGGAGUGCCCUCCAAGGAGAAGGACACGUCACAUGAAAUGGUCGUUGCCUGCUGUCGAUUCCUGUGUUACUUCUGUCGUACCGGACGCCAAAAUCAGAAAGCCAUGUUCGAUCAUUUCGACUUUUUGCUAGAUAAUGCAAACAUAUUGCUGGCCCGACCCAGUCUGCGUGGUUCGACGCCUUUGGACGUGGCAUAUUCGAGUUUAAUGGAGAACACAGAACUAGCUCUGGCACUUAGGGAACAUUAUUUGGAGAAGAUUGCCGUUUAUCUGUCCAGAUGUGGUCUGCAAAGCAAUUCCGAGUUGGUGGAGAAAGGUUAUCCCGACUUGGGCUGGGAUCCAGUGGAGGGUGAACGUUAUUUGGACUUUUUGCGCUAUUGCGUAUGGGUCAACGGUGAAAGUGUUGAGGAGAAUGCAAACCUUGUCAUUCGUCUGCUUAUCCGUCGUCCAGAAUGCUUGGGUCCGGCUCUAAGAGGCGAAGGAGAAGGUCUCUUCCGUGCCAUUUGCGAAGCGAAUCGCAUGUCUGAGCGCAUAUCGGAUCGCUGCAAAAUGCAAGACGAGGCCGAAGGCACCAUAGCCGGACUGAACUUCACCCAUCCGCUGCCCGAGGGCGAAGAGGAUGAGGACUACAUUGACACUGGUGCUGCCAUACUCAAUUUCUAUUGCACGCUUGUAGACCUGCUGGGUAGAUGUGCUCCGGAUGUAUCUGUCAUAGAACAAGGCAAGAACGAAUCACUGAGAGCUAGAGCUAUUUUGAGAUCUCUUGUGCCACUGGAAGAUCUGCAGGGUGUGCUCAGCCUGAAAUUCACACUCACCCAAACAGCGCCCGGCGAGGAGAAACCAAAAUCGGAUAUGCCGUCUGGCCUCUUACCCAACAACAAGCAGAGCAUUGUGCUCUUCCUGGAGCGCGUCUACGGCAUUGAAGUGCAAGAUCUCUUCUAUCGUCUGCUAGAAGAUGCCUUCCUGCCAGAUCUGCGCACUGCCACCAUAUUGGAUAAGAGCGAUGGCUCCGAAAGCGACAUGGCCCUGGCCAUGAAUCGCUACAUAGGCAAUUCCAUUCUGCCGCUGCUUAUCAAGCACUCAAAGUUCUACAACGAAGCCGAGAACUAUGCCAGCCUCUUGGAUGCGACGCUGCACACGGUCUAUAGACUAUCCAAGAACCGUAUGCUAACCAAGGGGCAGCGCGAGGCCGUAUCCGAUUUCCUCGUGGCGCUCACAUCCCAAAUGCAACCUGCCAUGUUGCUCAAGCUGCUGCGCAAGUUGACUGUGGAUGUAUCCAAGUUAUCCGAGUACACAACAGUUGCACUCAGGCUGCUCACUUUGCACUUUGAUCGCUGUGCCAAGUACUACGGCUCGACUCAAGGCCAAGGCUCGUAUGGAGCUUCGUCAGAUGAGGAGAAACGCUUGACUAUGCUGCUCUUCUCCAACAUUUUUGACUCGCUUAGCAACAUGGACUAUGACCCGGAACUGUUCGGUAAAGCAUUGCCCUGUCUGAUUGCCAUUGGCUGUGCGCUGCCGCCAGAUUACAGUCUGUCCAAGAAUACAGACGAGGACUACUAUGGCCGGCAAAUGGGCGCACCAGAUCAGCCACAAUAUGUGCCCAAUCCCAUUGACACCAACAGCGUGCACUUGGAUAACGAUUUGAAUUCGUUGGUGCAAAAGUUCAGCGAACACUACCACGAUGCAUGGGCCAGUCGUCGCUUGGAAGGUGGCUGGACCUAUGGCGACAUACGCUCCGACAACGAUCGCAAGCAUCCGCGUCUAAAGCCCUACAACAUGCUCACCGAAUACGAACGUGAGCGUUACCGCGAUCCAGUGCGUGAGUGCCUCAAAGGUCUCUUGGCCAUUGGCUGGACUGUGGAGCACUCUGAAAUGGAUUUGCCACUCAAUCAUCGUGGCUCAACGCGACGUCAAUCCAAGCCAACAAUUCAUGAAUUUCAGAACGAGGGCAGUCCUUUCAACUACAAUCCACAUCCUGUGGAUAUGAGCAACUUGACGCUGAGCAGAGAAAUGCAAAAUAUGGCCGAGCGCUUGGCUGAGAAUUCGCAUGAUAUUUGGGCCAAGAAGAAGAACGAAGAGCUCAAUGGCUGUGGCGGUGUUAUACAUCCGCAAUUGGUGCCCUAUGAUUUGCUAACGGAUAAGGAGAAGAAGAAGGACCGCGAGCGCUCGCAGGAGUUCCUCAAGUAUAUGCAGUAUCAGGGUUAUAAAUUGCACAAGCCCUCCAAGGGUGGUGCUGUUGAGGAAGGCGGUGCUGCACAGGCUGCUGUUGAGCUGCGCUUCUCCUACUCGCUGCUGGAGAAGCUUAUACAGUAUCUGGAUAGAGCUACUAUCAACAUGAAGCUGCUUAAGCCAUCGACUACAUUCAGUCGUCGCACAUCGUUUAAAACCGCAUCGCGCGAUAUCAAAUUCUUUUCCAAAGUGGUGCUGCCGCUUAUGGAGAAAUAUUUCUCUACACAUCGCAAUUAUUUUAUAGCCAUUGCCACGGCUACGAACAACAUUGGCGCAGCUUCGCUGAAGGAGAAGGAAAUGGUUGCGUCGAUAUUCUGUAAGCUGGCUGCUCUGCUGCGUAAUCGUCUGAGCGCCUUUGGUCCCGAUGUGCGCAUUACAGUGCGCUGCCUGCAGGUGCUGGUCAAGGGCAUCGAUGCCAAGACCUUGACCAAAAACUGUCCCGAGUUCAUACGCACGUCCAUGCUGACGUUCUUCAAUCAGACUUCGGAUGACUUGGGCAACACCAUACUUAAUCUACAGGAUGGCAAGUACAGUCAUCUGCGUGGCACGCAUCUUAAGACAUCCACAUCGCUGGGCUAUGUCAAUCAGGUGGUGCUGCCAGUGCUCACAGCUAUGUUUGAUCAUUUGGCUGCCUGCGAUUAUGGCAGCGAUUUGCUGCUGGACGAAAUUCAAGUGGCUUCCUAUAAAAUUUUAGCUGCACUUUAUCAUCUUGGCACAGAUGCCACCCUAACGCAUGAGCGCAAAUAUCUCAAGACCGAAAUCGAGCGCCAUCGUCCUGCCUUGGGCUCCUGCCUGGGCGCUUAUAGCAGCUGCUUCCCUGUGGCUUAUCUGGAGCCACAUCUCAACAAGCACAAUCAGUUCUCUUUGCUGAAUCGCAUAGCAGAUCAUUCGCUGGAGGCGCAGGAUAUUAUGGUUAAAAUGGAAAGCUGCAUGCCCAAUCUGGAGACAAUACUCAGCGAAGUGGAUCAGUUUGUAGAGUCGGAUAAAACCUACAAUGAUGCACCACAUAUUAUUGAUGUCAUAUUGCCGCUGCUCUGCGCUUAUUUGCCUUUCUGGUGGUCGCAGGGCCCGGACAAUGUAAGUCCCACCAGUGGCAAUCAUGUGACUAUGGUAACAGCGGAUCAUAUGAACUCGCUGCUGCGCAAUGUGCUCAAGAUGAUCAAGAAGAAUAUAGGCAACGAUAAUGCGCCGUGGAUGACACGCAUUGCCGCCUAUACGCAGCAGAUUAUUAUCAACACCUCGGAGGAGCUGCUGAAGGAUCCGUUCUUGCCGCUGGCGGAACGUGUUAAGAAGCGCACUGAGAACAUGCUGCACAAGGAGGAGAGCAUGCGCGGCUUCAUUAAAUCAGCCACCGAUGAUACUUCGCAGGUGGAGACGCAACUGCAGGAGGAUUGGAAUCUCUUGGUGCGCGACAUUUACUCGUUCUAUCCGCUGCUCAUCAAGUACGUGGACCUGCAGCGCAAUCAUUGGCUAAAGGACAACAUACCAGAGGCCGAGGAGCUGUAUAAUCAUGUAGCUGAAAUCUUCAACAUCUGGUCCAAGAGUCAGUACUUCCUUAAGGAGGAGCAGAACUUUAUCUCAGCCAAUGAAAUUGAUAACAUGGCCUUGAUUAUGCCCACGGCAACACGACGCUCGGCCAUAUCGGAGGGCGUGCCAGCAGUGGGCGGCAAGGUUAAAAAGAAGAAGAAGAAUAGGGACAAGAAGCGCGACAAGGACAAGGAAGUGCAGGCAAGCUUAAUGGUCGCCUGUCUGAAGCGCUUGCUGCCAGUUGGUCUUAAUCUGUUUGCGGGUCGCGAGCAGGAGCUGGUGCAGCACUGCAAGGAUAGAUAUUUGAAGAAGAUGAAUGAAUACGAUGUCAUUGAGUUUGCACGCAAUCAGCUUACGCUGCCCGAUAAGCUAGAUCCUUCGGAUGAAAUGUCCUGGCAGCAUUAUUUAUACUCCAAGCUGGGCAAAACCGACGAGCCCGUGGAUGAGACAGCUCUGGAGAAGGCCAAUGUCAAUGCGAAUGAGAAGGGUAAAGACAAGACACAGGAAACUGUCGAUCGAAUUGUGGCCAUGGCCAAAGUGCUCUUUGGCUUGCAUAUGAUCGAUCAUCCACAACAACAGAGCAAGAAUGUCUACAGGAGCGUUGUAUCGAUACAGAGGAAGCGUGCAGUUAUCGCAUGCUUCCGCCAAACAUCCUUGCACUCUCUACCAAGACAUCGCGCUUGCAAUAUCUUUGCGCGCACCUACUAUGAGCAAUGGCUGCAGGAGGAGAACGUGGGUCAGGAGAUAAUGAUUGAGGAUCUGACACAGUCGUUUGAGGAGUCUGAGAAGUCAAAGAAGGAUGAGGAGGAAACCGAUGGUAAGCCGGAUCCAUUGACGCAAUUAGUUACAACGUUCUGUCGCGGCGCCAUGACGGAGCGCAGUGGAGCACUGCAGGAGGAUUUGCUGUACAUGUCGUAUGCGCAAAUUGCUGCCAAGUCGUGUGGUGAGGAAGAAGAGGAGGGCGGUGGCGAUGAAGGUGAAGGCGGCGAGGGUGGUGAAGAGGGCGAAGGCACCAGCAUUCAUGAACAAGAAAUGGAGAAACAGAAGCUGCUGUUCCAUCAGGCGCGCCUCUCGAAUCGUGGCGUUGCCGAAAUGGUGCUGUUGCACAUUUCCGCUUCCAAAGGUAUACCUUCGGAAAUGGUCAUGACGACACUCAAUUUGGGCAUCGCCAUAUUGCGCGGCGGCAACAUUGACAUACAAAUGGGCAUGUUGAAUCAUCUGAAGGAGAAGAAGGAUGUUGGUUUCUUUACCUCCAUUGCGGGUCUGAUGAACUCGUGCAGUGUGCUCGAUCUGGACGCCUUUGAGCGCAACACAAAGGCUGAGGAGUAUAUUCCAAGUGCGGGUGCAGGUCUAGGUGUCGGCUCCGAGGGUGCAGCGGGUGAGAAGAACAUGCACGAUGCCGAAUUCACUUGUGCACUCUUCCGUUUUAUUCAACUAACCUGCGAGGGUCACAACUUGGAAUGGCAAAACUAUUUGCGCACACAGGCGGGCAACACCACCACCGUCAAUGUGGUUAUUUGCACUGUGGAUUACUUGCUGCGUCUGCAGGAAUCAAUUAUGGACUUUUACUGGCAUUAUUCGAGCAAGGAGAUCAUCGAUCCCGCGGGCAAAGCCAAUUUCUUCAAGGCUAUUGGUGUGGCCAGUCAAGUGUUCAACACACUCACUGAGGUCAUCCAGGGUCCGUGUACGCUCAAUCAACAGGCAUUGGCGCAUUCCAGAUUGUGGGAUGCCGUUGGCGGUUUUCUAUUCUUGUUCUCACAUAUGCAGGACAAGCUGUCCAAGCAUUCGAGUCAAGUGGAUUUGCUAAAGGAGCUUUUGAACUUGCAAAAGGAUAUGAUUACCAUGAUGUUGUCCAUGCUGGAAGGCAAUGUGGUUAAUGGCACCAUUGGCAAGCAGAUGGUGGAUACACUUGUGGAGUCGGUUAGCAAUGUGGAGCUGAUUCUUAAGUACUUCGACAUGUUCCUCAAAUUGGCAGACUUGAUCGAGUCACCCAGCUUCCAUGAGAUUGACAUGAAGAACGAAGGCUGGGUCCUACCCAAGGACUUUAGAGACAAAAUGGAGCAGUCUAAAAAUUACACACCGGAAGAAAUGGAUUUCCUUUUGGCUUGUUGCGAGCGCAAUCACGAGGGCAAAAUCGAUUACAGAGCAUUCGUGGAGCGCUUCCAUGAGCCAUCAAAGGAGAUUGGUUUCAACCUGGCUGUGUUAUUGACCAACCUGAGCGAACAUAUGCCCAACGAGCCCAGACUGGCGCGUUUCCUGGAAACCGCUGGCUCUGUGCUGAACUACUUUGAGCCCUUCCUGGGCCGCAUUGAAAUCUUGGGCAGCUCCAAGCGCAUUGAGCGUGUCUACUUCGAAAUCAAGGACUCCAACAUUGAGCAAUGGGAGAAGCCGCAAAUUCGUGAAUCCAAACGCGCCUUCUUCUACUCCAUUGUCACUGAGGGUGGCGACAAGGAGAAACUGGAAGCCUUUGUCAACUUCUGCGAGGAUGCCAUCUUUGAAAUGACGCAUGCCUCUGGGCUAAUGGCCACCGACGAUGGUGGCGGCAAUGUCAAGCGCGACACCGCCUACAGUUCCUAUAUGAGCGAAGAAGAGGAAGAACGCGCUGCGCGUGAUCCCAUCCGACGCACCAUAACCGCCGUCAAGGAAGGCCUCAAGUUUGGCGUGCACAUGCUCAGUCCAUCGAAUAUCAAGCAUCAAAUUGGCGUCAUGCAGACCAAGUCGAUACCCGAGCUAAUUGUGGGCUUCUUUAAGAUAAUAUUCUAUAUGUUCUACUACACCGGCUACGCUCACUACUGUGUGGUGCGCUAUAUCUUUGGCAUACUAUUGAAUCUGAUGCGUGGUCCAGCGCCAGAGCAGGAGGAGGAGCCGGUUAUGGAGGAGGAAACGUUUGAACGAGCGCUACCGCCUUUGCCGCUGGAGGAGCCACCGGGCACUGUGCAAGCAUUUGGCUUGGACAUGACCAAAGAGGAGAACGGCAUGUAUAAGGUGGUGGUGCAUGAGUCCCCAGCGACGUCUGCAGAAGAAGGCGGCGAGUCUAGUCCAGAGGAUGCCGCCGCUUUGGCCAGCGGCGAACUUUUGGAAGGCGAAGCACUAAAGGAGCCCAUUUCCAUAGUGGAUCUGCUGGGAGGCGAGGCAGCCAAGAAGCAGGCGCAGGAACGUCAGGAGGCGCAAAAGGCACAGGAGGCAGCAAUGGCUUCCAUUGAAGCGGAGGCCAAGAAGUCAUCGUCGGCACCGCAAGAAACACCCGCUGUGCAUCAAAUCGACUUUUCGCAGUACACACAUCGAGCUGUCAGCUUCCUGGCUCGCAACUUUUACAAUCUCAAGUAUGUGGCGCUGGUGCUGGCUUUCAGCAUCAACUUUAUGCUGCUCUUCUACAAGGUUACAUCCUUUGCCGAAGAAUCGGACGGCUCUGGCGAGGAGGAGCUUAUACUGGGCUCCGGCUCAGGUGCGGGCGCAGAUAUGGGCGGCUCUGGCUUUGGCGGCUCUGGCGAUGGAGGCUCGGGUGAUGGCGAAAUGGAUGACGAUAUACCGGAACUUGUGCAUGUGGAUGAGGACUUCUUCUAUAUGGAGCAUGUGUUGCGCAUCGCUGCACUAACGCACUCGCUUGUGUCGCUGGCCAUGUUAAUUGCCUACUAUCAUCUGAAGGUGCCGCUGGCCAUAUUCAAGCGCGAGAAGGAAAUUGCACGACGUUUGGAGUUUGAUGGUCUUUUCAUAGCUGAGCAACCCGAGGACGAUGACUUCAAGUCGCACUGGGAUAAGCUGGUUAUCUCAGCGAAAAGCUUUCCGGUUAACUAUUGGGACAAGUUCAUCAAGAAGAAGGUGCGCCAAAAGUACAGCGAAACGUAUGACUUUGAUUCCAUCUCGAAUCUAUUGGGCAUGGAGAAGAGCGCGUUUACUGCUCAGGAGAGCGAGGAGACGGGCAUCUUUAAGUACAUUAUGAACAUUGAUUGGCGCUAUCAGGUGUGGAAGGCGGGUGUUACCUUUACGGACAAUGCCUUCCUCUACUCGCUCUGGUACUUUAGCUUCUCGGUCAUGGGCAACUUUAACAACUUCUUCUUUGCCGCCCAUUUGCUCGAUGUGGCCGUCGGCUUCAAGACGCUGCGCACCAUUCUGCAGUCUGUCACGCACAACGGCAAGCAACUGGUGCUGACUGUGAUGCUGCUCACCAUUAUUGUCUAUAUCUACACGGUUAUUGCGUUCAACUUCUUCCGCAAGUUCUACAUACAAGAGGAGGACGAGGAGGUGGACAAGAAGUGUCAUGACAUGUUAACUUGCUUUGUAUUCCAUCUGUACAAGGGCGUGCGAGCGGGCGGCGGCAUAGGUGAUGAAAUUGGUGAUCCGGAUGGCGACGACUAUGAGGUCUAUCGCAUUAUAUUCGACAUUACGUUCUUCUUCUUCGUCAUUGUCAUCCUGCUGGCCAUCAUUCAGGGUUUGAUUAUUGACGCAUUCGGUGAGCUGCGUGAUCAGCUGGAGUCCGUCAAGGACAACAUGGAGUCGAAUUGCUUUAUAUGCGGCAUGGGUAAAGACUUCUUUGACAUAGUGCCGCAUGGCUUCGAUACGCACGUACAGAAGGAGCAUAAUUUGGCCAAUUACAUGUUCUUCCUCAUGCAUUUGAUCAACAAACCGGACACGGAGUACACGGGCCAGGAGACGUACGUUUGGAACAUGUACCAGCAGCGCAGCUGGGACUUCUUCCCCGUGGGUGACUGCUUCCGCAAGCAGUAUGAGGACGAGCUCUCUGGUGGCGGUGGCGGCGGUUAGACCAAUUUACCAAUUACACAUUUUGUUACAAUUUUUUCUAUGGCUGUUAAUGCCAAACAAAAUACAUGUUUUGAAUUCUUUGCCUAGUCAAU
Messenger RNA from Drosophila busckii, 15600 nucleotides. RefSeq names its product ryanodine receptor (gene RyR). Gene Ontology annotation, molecular function: ryanodine-sensitive calcium-release channel activity; protein binding. Gene Ontology annotation, cellular component: Z disc; smooth endoplasmic reticulum; calcium channel complex. Bases 80 to 15508 code for a protein of 5142 amino acids. Gene Ontology annotation, biological process: calcium ion transmembrane transport; intracellular calcium ion homeostasis. The record is from RefSeq and is a predicted model, not a curated record. Lineage: Eukaryota; Metazoa; Arthropoda; Insecta; Diptera; Drosophilidae. The transcript is spliced from 27 exons.